Molecule: messenger RNA, 2323 nt
Organism: Kogia breviceps (pygmy sperm whale)
Lineage: Eukaryota; Metazoa; Chordata; Mammalia; Artiodactyla; Physeteridae
Product: heat shock factor protein 4
Biological process (GO): regulation of DNA-templated transcription; negative regulation of intrinsic apoptotic signaling pathway; negative regulation of extrinsic apoptotic signaling pathway
Cellular component (GO): mitochondrion
Molecular function (GO): sequence-specific DNA binding; death effector domain binding; death receptor binding
Source: RefSeq, a predicted model, not a curated record
CGGAGUAGGGCGGAGCGGGCGGCAAACGCAGCACUUUCCGCGGCUUUGACAAGCCCGCGGCGGCCGGGCCCAAGCGUUAAACGGGGCCGGGACUGCGCCAUGCAGGAAGCGCCAGCCGCGCUCCCCACGGAGCCGGGCCCUAGCCCCGUGCCAGCCUUCCUUGGCAAGCUAUGGGCGCUGGUGGGCGACCCGGGCACCGACCACCUGAUCCGCUGGAGCCCGAGCGGGACCAGUUUCCUCGUCAGCGACCAGAGCCGCUUCGCCAAGGAAGUGCUGCCCCAGUACUUCAAGCACAGCAACAUGGCGAGCUUUGUGCGGCAACUCAACAUGUACGGUUUUCGGAAGGUGGUGAGCAUCGAGCAGGGUGGCCUGCUGAGGCCGGAACGGGACCACGUCGAGUUCCAGCACCCGAGCUUCGUGCGCGGCCGAGAGCAAUUACUGGAACGCGUGCGGCGUAAGGUGCCUGCGCUGCGCAGCGACGACGGCCGCUGGCGCCCUGAGGACCUGGGCCGGCUUCUGGGCGAGGUGCAGGCUUUUCGGGGAGUGCAGGAGAGCACCGAGGCGCGGCUGCGGGAGCUCAGGCAGCAGAACGAGAUCUUGUGGAGGGAGGUGGUGACGCUGCGGCAGAGCCACGGUCAGCAGCAUCGCAUCAUUGGCAAGCUGAUCCAGUGCCUCUUUGGGCCACUUCAGGCGGGGUCCAGCAGCGCAGGAACUAAGAGAAAGCUGUCCCUGAUGCUGGAUGAGGGGUGCCCAACACCAGCCAAAUUCAACGCCUGCCCCUUACCUGGUGCCCUCCUGCAGGACCCCUACUUUAUCCAGUCGCCUCUCCCGGAGACAACCCUGGGCCUCAGCAGUCCUCACAGGGCCAGGGGCCCCAUCAUCUCUGACAUUCCGGAAGACUCUCCAUCCCCUGAAGGAACCAGACUUUCUCCCUCCAGUGGUGGCAGGAGGGAGAAGGGCCUGGCACUGCUCAAAGAAGAGCCAGCCAGCCCAGGGGGGGAAGGCGAGGCCGGGCUGGCCCUGGCCCCAAACGAGUGUGACUUCUGCGUGACAGCACCCCCACCGCUGCCUGUGGCUGUGGUGCAGGCCAUCCUGGAAGGGAAAGGGAGCCUCAGCCCCGAGGGGCCCAGGAGUGCCCAGCAGCCUGAACCAAGAGGCCCCAGGGAGGUUCCUGACAGGGGGCCUCUGGACCUAGAGAGAGGAGCCCGGAGCCCAGAGAGUCUGUUGCCUCCAAUGCUGCUUCGGGCCCCCCCUGAAAGUGUGGAGCCUGCAGGGCCCCUAGAUGUGCUGGGCACCAGCCUCCAAGGGCGGGAGUGGACUCUCAUGGACUUAGACAUGGAGCUGUCCCUGCCCUGGCCGCCCCGCCCUCGCCGCAGCUGCUGCUUCCAUCAACACCCCGCCGGGCCCUUUCUGCCUCGUCAUCUCCUGCCCCGCCGAGGCUCGACCCGUGAGUGGGGCCGCCGGGAGCGCACGGACCAGGAGCCCCCCCGACCCCCGGCUGCGGUAGGGAAGAGAAACAGUUUGGGCAAAAUCCGCGCCCCACCAAAACAAGCCGCGCCCGAAGGAGCCCCCACCAUGGGCAACACGCAGGAGAGGCCAUCAGAGACGAUCGACCGCGAGCGGAAACGCCUGGUAGAGACGCUGCAGUCGGACUCGGGGCUGCUGCUGGAUGCGCUGCUGGCACGGGGCGUGCUCACCGGGCCCGAAUACGAGGCGUUGGACGCGCUGCCUGAUGCCGAGCGCAGGGUACGCCGCCUGCUGCUGCUGGUGCAAAGCAAGGGCGAAGCAGCCUGCCAGGAGCUGCUGAGCUGCGCCCAGCGAACCGUGCGCGCGCCCGACCCCGCCUGGGACUGGCAGCACGUGGGCACGGGCUACCGAGAACGAAGCUACGACCCUCCAUGCCCAGGCCACUGGACUCCUGAGGCAGCUGGCUCAGGGACCGCAUGCCCCUGGCUGCCCGGAACUUCAGAUUGCGAUGAGGCCCAGGGUCCUGAGGACUCCAAGGCAGCGCAAUCCGGAACCCUCGAGGAAACUGAGCCAGAGCUGGAAGCUGAGACCUCUGAAGGGGCUGAGCCGGAGUUGGAACCCCAAAUGGAUCCGGAACCAGAGCCAGGGACAGAACCAGAGCCAGAACUGGAGCCGGAGCCGGACCUAGAGGCUGGGGACGAAUCUGAAGAUUCCUGAAAGCCUUAACGCUGACAGGCCGCUCCUCGCCCUAGCAGGAUGGGAUCUAGGAUCCUGCCCUGCUGGGGUCAGAUGCCACGAAGGCUCCAUCUGUCCCAGUACCAUUGAAAGUGAAUAAACUCUGGAGGGUCAGCUUGGA